Trichomycterus rosablanca is the source of this 1128-nucleotide messenger RNA. It is a transcript of the gene pnocb, whose product is annotated as prepronociceptin b. Gene Ontology annotation, biological process: sensory perception; chemical synaptic transmission; neuropeptide signaling pathway. The record is from RefSeq and is a predicted model, not a curated record. The transcript has 3 exons. NCBI's taxonomy places the organism in Eukaryota, Metazoa, Chordata, Actinopteri, Siluriformes, Trichomycteridae. Gene Ontology annotation, cellular component: axon terminus; dendrite; plasma membrane. The coding region runs from base 153 to 890 and encodes 245 amino acids. Gene Ontology annotation, molecular function: opioid receptor binding.
CAGAGGCUGCGAUUGGACACUGCUGCUUGACUUUGACAGUCAGUGUGAGUAAGUGGAACGUUCGAAACACCUUCUCCUGCACAGUGCUUCGUGUGACCAGUUCCUCCGAGCCCCAAUCAAGCCUUUAUUCUGGUGCUUUGUGUGAAGAAGCCAUGAAGACACCCUUUUGGGCCCUUUUGUUCCUGAGUUUGUGUGUCCCAGGUCGCAGUGACUGCCAAGAGGACUGUCUAACCUGUGGACUUCUCCUGCCUUCACUACAAUCUUUUGACACACUGGUCUGUCUAAUGGAAUGUGAAGCCCUAGCAUCGCCAGGUCAUUCCCUGGAUCUGUGCAAUCGAGCGUUGAGUGUCAACGUAGCUGCAUUGCCAUCACAAGAGUUAUCAAAGCGUACAGAUGAUGAAGAGAAGCCUGUGGCCUUAUUGAACAUUAAGAACAAUGGAGUGGAGUAUUCAGAAGCACUGGAGCGAUUCCGUCACGCAGCCCAGGCACUCAGUAGCCAUCGAUCUUCUGAGGAGGGGUUAAGAUCUGAUCGAUUGGAGGACACCUCUGACCAGGGGGUUGACUUAAGCAUGGAGGAUGAGCAGGGGCAGAAUGCAGUGGAUACAGAAGAAGAGCAGAACCAGGAAAGCAACGCGUCUCUUAGUCUGUCCAAACGCUUUGGCGGCUUCAUCAAAGGCCGCCACGGCUUUCGAAAGCUGGUGAGCUCUGGCAGGCCCCUGCAGAAGCGCUAUGGCGGCUUCAUAGGGAUUCGCAAGUCGGCCCGUAAGUGGAACAACCAGAAGCGGGUCAGCCAGCUGUUGAGGCAGUACCUGAGUCUCACGGCACGCACGGGUCGCUCGGGCCGUUUUGCCAACCUCUCGGCCGCAGUCCGGCAAAAAAAUGAGGUCUAAGCAUCCUACAGUAGGUGUUGAUCUCUCCUCUUACCUCCAUCACGUACCACAUUCAAGAAGAGAUAAAAGACAUUGAAAUUGAUAUUCAAUGAGGAGUGUUUUUGUCUGUUUGUAUUCAUUAUGAUAUUUAAAAAAAUCUGUAAACUCCUCAGAUCAAAACACACUUAAGCUCAUUGUACUUGAUUAGGAAAUCAACAGGUUUUUUUAUCAUGGCAAAAAUAAAAGCAAUGCACUAAAA